Asparagus officinalis (garden asparagus) is the source of this 1663-nucleotide messenger RNA. RefSeq lists its product as uncharacterized. NCBI's taxonomy places the organism in Eukaryota, Viridiplantae, Streptophyta, Magnoliopsida, Asparagales, Asparagaceae. The transcript has a single exon. The record is from RefSeq and is a predicted model, not a curated record. The coding region runs from base 1078 to 1509 and encodes 143 amino acids.
GAGAAUAGGGGUAAUAUAGCCCGUAGAAAGUUUUUCCACAACUCCCUCUUUUAAAGGGAGUAUGAUAUGAUAUGAUUUAUUUACUAGUAUUUUUUGGAUGGUUUAGUUAAAUACUUGAUGGCACAUCAGAGUUCUUGCUCACCUUUUGGCUCAAAAAAAUGUCUGCUAGGAUCAAUGAUUCUUUUACCAUAUCAACAUUAAUGUUAUUACACUAAAAUGAAAAACUAAGGUGAAAAUGGAUAUCAUUUAAAAAAAAAAAAAAGAAUUGGAUAGAAUAACAUCUUGUCAUCUAUAAUAUACGAUCAAGAAAAUCUAACUUUUUUCUAUAUUAAGCAAAUUAUAUUAUUUACUUACAAAAUAAAUGGUAUUAUACGUUCUCAGAGCUUAUGAAAAAAAUUUGAGGACAUUGUAAUAGUGAGCAAAGUUUUGUGUAAGGAAGAAAAUCUUUGUAAUGCAAGAAAAAAAUAUUGUUGUAGGAAGAAAGUCUUCGUAAAAUAAGGGGGAAAAAGCCCAACUUGUGUCUCACAUUUAUUAGGAAGAAAGUCUUCGUAAUGUAAGGGCGAAAAAAGCCUAGCUUGUGUCUCACAUUUAUCUACACCUUGAGUCUCCAUCUAAGGGGAAAAAAAGCUAACUUGUGUCUCACAUUUAUCUACACCCUGAGUCUCCAUCCAACUUCAUUAUUCAAGUACCUUUGUAUCCUUCUAUUUCACUUCAAAAACAUUGACAACUUGGCACUAAGUGACAAAAUAUCCAAUUUUUAUUUAUAUUUUCAACUAUCAACUAUCUGUUUUGAUCUGUAAAUGAAUUUGACUACUGAAUGUUUCUUCCUUCUUUUCUUGACCAUCCAAUUCCCUUGACCUCUCCAACUCCACCUGUAAACAUUAAUUUAGCUUCAAUUCUGUUUGACAAAAAUCACAACGUUCCCACUCAAAUUCUCUUCAAACAUCAUCACUUCUAUCUCUAUAUAUAUAUUGCACCCCUUCAAUGCACAUUUCAUUCACUAAGCCAAAACCUUAGCCUUCAAAAAAUAUCCCAAUCUCUUCUCUCCUUAAUUAAUUUUACCCAAAGAAAAGAAAGAUGUCGUCGUCGUCGCAGACCAUCGAGAGUCACCGCUCAGCUGCAGAGAUCUACCAUGGGGAUGCUGAGUGCAAGAAGAAGAUUGUCCAGCUUUUGACAGAGCUCUGCCUUCCAAAGGGCUUGUUCCCUAUGGAGGAUAUCGAAGAAUUUGGCUACAAUCGUGCAUCUGGAUUUGUGUGGAUAACUCAGAAGAAGAGUAAGAACCACAAUUUCAAGAAGGUAAAGCGUCAGGUUUCAUAUGCGACUGAGGUGACCGCAUUAGUUGAGACUCGCAAGAUGAAGAAGAUGACCGGAGUGAAAACCAAGGAGCUUCUGCUGUGGCUCUCCGUUGUUGAGAUGUAUUUUGAGACUCCUUCCUCUGAGAAGCUCACCUUCAAGACUGGAACCGGACUCUCUGAUAGCUUCGAUGCAUCAGCUUUUGAACUUGAAUGAAAGAGAGAAUGAGCAAGGAAUUUCUACCCUCUAGUUUGAAUAUAUCUGUGUGCUGUUGUUUUUUACUUUUGAACCCAGUGCUGUUCUUCGUGUUUAAUUAAUGCUAAAUAAGAAUUGUUAUGUGUAAAAUAAAUUCUCCCUCCUUGUUGCUUUU